Molecule: messenger RNA, 858 nt
Organism: Rotaria sp. Silwood1
Lineage: Eukaryota; Metazoa; Rotifera; Eurotatoria; Philodinida; Philodinidae
Source: the annotation of a GenBank genome assembly
AUGGCCACUGGACUAGCAACACGAAGUGUUCAACAACGUAUUUCACGCAUCAUAGAUAUGAAUGAUAAUUUUCACGGAACAGUCUCAACAAUCAGUGACUUUGAAAAAAUACCACUUGUUCCGCUUGAUAUUGCUAUAGAACCGUUAACAUCUUUGUUACCUAAUAUUGAGAAUUAUGCAGUACAUGCUAUAGAACAAUGCAAAAAUCCACCGGCGGAUGGACUCACAAAAGAUAUGUCUGGUGCAAUCAGACUUUAUUCGAUGGAAGAACAGUUCCGAGGUGAACCUCUAUAUGCUAUAUUGAAUAGUCUGCUACGGACAGAAAAUAAACAACAACUUGAGCCAUGGCUAUUCUAUCUUAAACUACUAAAAACUGCACUUUCACAACUUCCAUCCAUGCGUCAAGUUAUCUAUAGAGGAGUCAAAUUAGACUUAAGUAACGACUAUAGCACUGCGAAAAAAGUGAAAUGGCCAAGCUUUUCAUCGUGCACUGGCUCAAUUACUGUUUUACAGUCAGAACAGUUUUGUGGCAUGACGAGUCCAAGAACAAUGUUUGCUAUCGAAUGUUGUUCAGGCAGAAACAUUCGUAAUCAUAGUCAUUAUCCAUCCGAAGAAGAAAUACUUCUUCUUCCUGGAACUGAAUUGGAAGUUACUGGUUUUCUGAAACUAGCUGACAAUAUUCACAUGAUUCAACUAAAAGAAAUCGAAGCAGCUCGUCUCCCAUCGUCACUACUACCUCCUCGUGAUUUCAUCAAGCCAAACUGGGGUAAGAAAAAAGUGCAUAAAACUUUUUCAAUAUCUAUACGUCGAAUUAGUUAUUCUAGAAAAGUUCAUUUCAUUAGUGAAGAUGUAAAUUAA